AUGGCGGUCAGGAUGCAGGAGAAACACUGUUAUCUGUCUUCUCAUCAGAUGAAAAAGAAUAAGAACACUGUCGAAAUGGUUAUAGCUAGCAAGAAACAUGACAAUGUCACCUGGCUUCAUGCCCAUCUUCCAAAUUGGAAGAAGAACAUUUACGUUGCGGACGAUAGCGAUGCGGAAUUAACGAUCCCUAAAAACAAAGGAAAAGAAGCUAUGGUAUUUCUAACAUACAUAAUUGAUCACUACUAUUCCCUCCCCGAGAAUAUAGUCUUUCAUCAAGCUCAACGGUUCCAAUGGCAUAACGAUGAUCCUGAUUACGAUGCACUCACUCUUCUACAACGAUUACGUUUUGGGUACCUGGAGGAACAAGGCUACGCUAAUCUGCGCUGUGAUUGGUCAUUGGGCUGUCCUUCAUCGAUUAGGCCGUUUGUUGAUGCCAUAGUGUUAAUGCCCGGGGAUAGCAUUUCAUCGAAACAUGUAUACAAGAAAUCUUUUGAACAGCUCUUUCCGCACCAGACUGUCCCGGAGACUGUUGCUGUUGCCUGCUGCUCCCAGUUUGCUGUUCGGAGGGAAAUAAUACGGAGACGUUCGAGGGCAGAGUAUAUCCGUUAUCGCAAAUGGUUGCUCGAUACCGACCUUGACGAUGAAUUAAGUGGGCGGGUGUUUGAAUAUGCAUGGCAUAUUAUAUUUGGUAAGAAGCCCAUACACUGUCCGAACGCUGGCACUUGUUAUUGUAAAAUGUACGGGUUAUGCGAUAAGCAGUGUACCGAAAAGCGUUGCGAUGGCCUUUAUACUCUCCCAAAGUACGCGAGCCUCCCCAAUGGGUGGCCGAGGGUAGGCUGGAACCAAGAGCGUAGGCCAUGGCUGGGGGAAGAUUAG
Molecule: messenger RNA, 876 nt
Organism: Microsporum canis CBS 113480
Lineage: Eukaryota; Fungi; Ascomycota; Eurotiomycetes; Onygenales; Arthrodermataceae
Exons: 3
Coding region: 1-876 (291 amino acids)
Source: RefSeq, a predicted model, not a curated record